GGGAGGGCGGGGGUUGGGGGAGGUGACGAUCGAUGAUAUUGCUGAGGCCGGGUGUUUACUGUCCAUCAAGCUGUCACGAUCCGGCUUUUUCAAACACUAACGGGCGCCGCUCGUGAGCAUCCGGAGCUGGGGGAGGGGGCGGGGCUUUGGGAAAAAAAAACGCAUCGACAAUGCGGACGCGCGAGAGAGGAGUGUGUGACGGGAGGAGGUGAUCAGGAAGCGAGGCAGACAGAGAAGGGCCGGCGCGGGGACACACUGCCGGAGGCUCCGGCUGCCUUCAACAGCACUCACUGUCGCGCGCGCGCACACAAACUGCCAAUGAUCGACUGCCAAAGCAUUGUUUGGUUGAAACCAAAAUCGCCCCCCAUUCUUUAAUAAGCAAUACGCCUGACGAUUCAGGGAGCAUCAUGCGGCUAUUCUGCUUUUUAAUGAAAAACCCCAUUCCGAAGCAGGUCGAAUAUUACUCUCGGUUUUCACCUUCUCCUCUGUCCAUAAAACAGUUCCUGGAUUUUGGUCGUGAUAAUGCAUGUGAAAAGACUUCUUUUAUGUUCUUACGAAAGGAGCUACCUGUUCGAUUGGCCAACACCAUGAGAGAAGUGAACUUAUUGCCUGAUAACCUGCUCAGCAGACCCUCUGUGCGACUCGUCCAGAGCUGGUAUAUGCAAAGUUUUAUAGAGCUGCUAGAGUUUCAGAGCAAAGGGCCUGAAGAUCCUUCUGUGUUGAAUGAUUUUCUAGAAUCUCUGAUUAAAAUCCGAAAUCGACACAAUGAUGUAGUGCCAACCAUGGCUCAGGGAGUUAUUGAAUAUAAGGAGAAGUAUGGCUUUGACCCAUUUAUUAGUAGUAACAUCCAGUACUUUCUGGACCGUUUCUACACCAGCCGUAUUUCAUUUCGGAUGCUUAUCAACCAACACACUCUGCUCUUUGGAGGUGACACAAAUCCAGCACAUCCUAAGCAUAUUGGAAGUAUAGAUCCGAACUGCAAUGUUGCUGAUGUUGUUAAAGAUGCAUAUGAGACUGCAAAGAUGUUAUGUGAGCAAUACUAUAUGGGAUCUCCAGAGCUGGAGAUUGAUGAGUUCAAUGCUAAAACAUCUGUGAAACCAAUCCAAGUGGUGUAUGUACCCUCUCAUCUCUUCCACAUGUUGUUUGAACUUUUUAAAAAUUCAAUGCGAGCUACUGUGGAACUUCAUGAAGGCAGAAAAGAAGGUUACCCGCCUAUCAAAACUUUGGUGACAUUGGGAAAGGAAGAUUUGUCUAUUAAGAUCUCUGAUAAAGGCGGCGGUGUUCCUCUUCGGAAAAUUGACCGUCUGUUUAAUUAUAUGUAUUCAACUGCACCUAGUCCCAGCUUACACCCAUCACAGGCUGCUCCUUUGGCUGGAUUUGGAUAUGGCUUGCCAAUCUCCCGCCUAUAUGCUCGUUAUUUUCAAGGGGAUCUCAAAUUGUACUCCAUGGAAGGAGUAGGCACGGAUGCAGUCAUCUAUCUGAAGGCUUUGUCAAGUGAGUCAUUUGAGCGACUUCCUGUUUUUAACAAAUCAGCUUGGCGGCAUUACCAGACCACUCCAGAAGCAGAUGAUUGGAGCAAUCCUAGCAGUGAACCAAGGGAUGCUUCCAAGUACAAAGCCAACCGGUAGUCCUGCUCUAAUCUCAACCUUGAAGACCAGUGUUCUGUGUACACCAUAUAAACUAAGCUAUAUAUGUUUAUAACCUUGGAACCAUCAAGAACAUGUGGCGAGUACAUAAUUCUUCUAUUGAUUAUUGAAGCUUCUUUAGUAAGAUGUGGAACACGUACAAGGUUAAUGGAAAAAGCUUGUAAUUCAAAUGCGGUUUUGCACUUUAGACUGUACUAGCCUUUUUUCUAAAAAGUGUUACAUGGAUGUUUUAGCCUCUAUAGUUCUAUAAUAUUUUAUUAAAAUACUCAACUGCUGAGUGCUGAAGGAACCUCUGCAGCUGAACAAUGAUUCUAUAGAGCAGCGCUUGAAAUCAAGCUUUUUAAAAUGGUCAGCAUUAUUUGUCAAAGGUAUGUAGGAACGUCUGAGUUAUUUUAAUAUACAAAAAGGUGUUGGGAAUUUCAUACAAUUUUAAACAGCUUUAUUUUUCUGGUCAACUGAGGGUUUGCUUUUAAUCCUGUUAAAAUCUGCUUAAAUUUGACUCCCAUUGUUCAAAAUUAACAGUAAAUUUGCAAAAAUAUAAGGACUCCACACAUCUUCCACUAUUAGGAAAUAGGAAAUCUUAAGACAUGAGAAAUCUAAAGAAAUGUGAAUCAGGAUGGAUUUCACUUUUUUUGGAACUAGUGCAAAAUCUGGUCUAGAUUGCGGUUCUGAAUUUAUUUUCACUGAAAGUUGCAAAAGGAUUCUUAGUAAUUGGUUUAUUCAAUGACAAUCCACUUUCCAAUGGGUGAAAGUUCAAGGGUGAAAUUGCCCAGAGUAAAAUUGGUCAGGCCUACUUGAUAGCUUGGAGGAAGCUUUUGAUUUGCAUCAUUCAAGACUGUUGCUAUUAACAGUUCAAAAAUAAAAUGAUCCUUUCUGAAAUAAUUUUCCUUAAAUUAAAAAUUUAGAGACUAUUGGUUUUAGCAGGAGAGUAUCAGAUUGCUUAUUUUGCACUCCACCAGGAUAUCAGUUUGAUCAGCUAAAAGCAAAUUUGGGGAGCAUGUGUAAACUAGUGUUCAGUUCACGACUACAAGUUUUCCACUCUGCCACAGUUGAAAGUUAUUCCCACGAGAGAAUUUCUAGCAGAUCAAUGAGGUUGCAUUUUCUAAAAGAAAUGAGAUUUGAUGUAAUAGAUAAGAGAGAUUGGGUGGACUGUGGGUGGAGAACAGUGUGUAAAUCAGGUUAAAACCAAUAGGACAAGAUUUACCUCCUAUUCUAGCUGAUAUAGGCUCAGAUCAUGUCUCUUCACCUUCCCCACAGUAAAGAUGCACAAUUCUUUUCUGUGGUUUGAUGAAUAAUUGCCAAAGAUCUACUUUUUGUCAGGGAUCUCAUGAAGAAGGACAUCAGUUGGAAUUUGUUCAGUCUCAUUCUGUAGGAAAUGAAUAUGUCAGCCCAGUCUGGAUUGCAACCGGCUCGACUGUCAAUUGCAUGCUCACAAGUGCUGUGUUUUGAAUGAUUUAUUUAUAUAGUAUUCACCAGCUGAAAGAACAAAAUGUCUCAACAAGAUGUUAAUCGCAGUUGGUGUGGGUGGGUGGUGUUCUUUUGUUUUGGCUAAUAAAAGUAUUUAUUUCCCAUUA
Messenger RNA from Chiloscyllium plagiosum (whitespotted bambooshark), 3220 nucleotides. RefSeq names its product pyruvate dehydrogenase kinase, isozyme 3a (gene pdk3a). Gene Ontology annotation, molecular function: pyruvate dehydrogenase (acetyl-transferring) kinase activity. The record is from RefSeq and is a predicted model, not a curated record. Gene Ontology annotation, biological process: regulation of glucose metabolic process; protein phosphorylation. Lineage: Eukaryota; Metazoa; Chordata; Chondrichthyes; Orectolobiformes; Hemiscylliidae. Gene Ontology annotation, cellular component: mitochondrion.